AUGAGUCUAGACGUUCAACUCACUGCGCCAAAUGGCCGAACUUACAAGCAGCCCACCGGAUUGUUCAUCAACAAUGAAUGGGUAAAGUCCUCGAAUGGAGAGAAGAUUGCUUCCAUAAACCCAACCAACGAACAAGAAAUCACCUCCGUAUACGCCGGUUCCUCAGAAGACAUCGACAAAGCCGUCCGCGCCGCCCGUCGCGCCCUCCGCAACCCAUCAUGGCGGGAUCUCCCAGGCACAGAACGCGGUAAACUCCUCAACAAGCUAGCCUCGCUAGUCGAAGAACAUAAAGAAAUUCUGGCGACGAUCGAAACUUGGGACAAUGGAAAGCCCUACUCCGUUGCGCUCAACGAUGAUGUCACUGAAGUCGCUGAGACGUUGAGAUACUAUGCUGGUUUUGCGGAUAAGGUUUUUGGUCAGGUUAUUGAGACUACGGGUGAUAAGUUUGGGUAUACUAUUCGUGAACCUGUUGGUGUUUGCGGACAAAUCAUUCCGUGGAACUUCCCUCUUGCUAUGGCUGCGUGGAAACUCGGUCCAGCACUGGCAUGCGGCAACGCCGUGAUUCUCAAACCAGCCGAGCAAACCCCGUUAUCAAUCCUCUACUUCGCCAACCUAAUCAUCGAAGCCGGCUUUCCCCCUGGCGUCGUCAACAUCGUCAACGGUCUAGGUUCCAUCGCAGGCGCAGCCUUAGCAUCACACAUGGACGUAGACAAAAUCGCCUUCACAGGCUCUACACCCACAGCCCGACAAAUCAUGAAAAUGGCCAGCAGCAAUCUCAAAAACAUCACCCUCGAAACAGGCGGUAAAAGCCCCCUCAUCGUUUUCGACGACGCCGAUGUUGGACUUGCUGCGUAUUGGGCGCAUGCUGGUAUUAUGUAUAACCAGGGUCAAGUUUGUACAGCUACUAGUCGUAUUCUUGUCCAAGAGGGGAUCUAUGACAAGUUUAUGGCUGCGUUUAAAAAGCAGGUGCAGAAGAUUUCCAAGGUUGGUGAUCCUUUUGAGGAGUCGACUUUCCAAGGACCGCAAGUCACAAAAGCUCAAUAUGAUCGAAUCUUGGAUUUUGUCAACAUCGGUAAAUCUGAAGGCGCAAACUUGACGCUUGGCGGCGCACCCUUCAAGUCAUCCUCUGGAAAGGGCUACUUCAUUGAACCAACAGUCUUCACAAAUGUGACACCGCAAAUGCGGGUGUUUCAAGAAGAAGUCUUUGGACCGUUCGUCGUGGUGACCAAGUUUUCCAAGGAGGAUGAAGCAGUGGACUUGGCGAAUGACACACAGUUUGGACUGGGUAGUGCGCUGUUUACUACGAAUCUGGCACGCGCGCAUCAGGUCGCCAAGAGGAUUGAGGCAGGCAUGGUUUGGGUGAAUUCGAGUAAUGAUAGUGAUUGGAGGAUUCCUUUUGGAGGUGUUAAGCAGAGUGGUAUUGGGAGGGAACUUGGUGAGGCUGGGUUGGCGGCUUAUUCGAAUAUCAAGGCUGUGCAUGUUAAUAUUGCCGCCAAGUUGUAG
This is a messenger RNA of Fusarium coffeatum, 1503 nucleotides long. RefSeq lists its product as uncharacterized. Gene Ontology annotation, molecular function: oxidoreductase activity, acting on the aldehyde or oxo group of donors, NAD or NADP as acceptor. The coding region runs from base 1 to 1503 and encodes 500 amino acids. The record is from RefSeq and is a predicted model, not a curated record. Lineage: Eukaryota; Fungi; Ascomycota; Sordariomycetes; Hypocreales; Nectriaceae. The transcript is spliced from 3 exons.